Molecule: messenger RNA, 2444 nt
Organism: Perca flavescens (yellow perch)
Lineage: Eukaryota; Metazoa; Chordata; Actinopteri; Perciformes; Percidae
Gene: apeh2
Product: S9 family peptidase
Exons: 22
Coding region: 57-2216 (719 amino acids)
Biological process (GO): proteolysis
Molecular function (GO): serine-type endopeptidase activity
Source: RefSeq, a predicted model, not a curated record
AACAUGCUGUGAAAUGUUGUAGCAGGUCCGGGGGAGGCGAUACAAUAAAUAAAUUAAUGAACGGAACUGCACUAAAACCGAGCCUGUGGACACAGCAGCAGCGGACACAGAUGGACCCCAGACAAGUCACCGGGGUGUACGGAGAGCUCAGCGGUCUCCCUGCGCCUGUUUCUGCUCAUGUGAGUGAAGAGCAGCUUCCAGAGCUCCGGACCUACACCGUGACUGCUGAGUGGAGUCAGAGCGACCUGGUCCGAGGCUCCAGACUUCGCUACUCGCAGCAGUGGACUCUGAUCACAGACAGCAAAGACCACCAGUGCAUCAGGACUGUCCUCCCACCAGGACCCUGUGUACCUGUGUCUGGAGAGUUACUGAGCGGACUCUCUCCCAUUCGAGCUCUGAGGGCCGUUGUCAGGGAAACAGGUGGCCACCAGCUCCUCGAGAUAUGGGACCGCCACGGCCUCAGGAAAUGCCUCAACUUGACUGCUCUCAACAAACACGGCCGAGUGUACGAUGACGCACAGUUUGGCUGUUUGUCAUGGUCAGAGUGUGAGAACAAACUGCUGUAUGUAGCUGAGAAGAGCAAGAACACAUCCAUAGAAACACAAGAUGGGGAAUCUGCAUGCAGGAAGGACAGGAGUGUGUACUGUGAAGACUGGGGCGAGGCUUUGACCAAUAAGAGCGUCCCGGUGAUUUGUGUUGUGAAUCUGCAGAGCGGCUCUGUCACUGUGCUGCAGGGCGUCCCGCCCGACGUCUCACCUGGACAGGCUCUGUGGACUCCCGGCAGUCAGUCAGUGGUUUUUGUUGGUUGGUACCACGAACCCUUCAGACUCGGACUGAGGUUCUGCUCCAACCGCAGGUCAGCGUUAUUUAAACUCGACCUGGAUGGAAACUGUGAGUGUCUGUCUGGGGACAACCUGUCGGUGUCCUGUCCCAGGCUGAGUCCAGACGGGUCCGUGCUGAUCUACCUGCAGGGUCGAGUGUUUGGUCCUCACAACCAGUGUCUCAGUCUGCAGCAGUUAGACCUGAAGAGCGGGAAGACAUCCACACUGCUGGAUGUUGUUAACAGACCACAGACUGGGGAGUUUGCAGGUGUGUAUGAAUCUCUGCCGCCCUGCUGCUGGUCUGCAGACGGUCAGAGAGUGGUGUUCAGCAGCGCUCGCAGAAACUGGAAGGAUCUCUUUAUGGUUGACCGAAGAUCAAACAAAGUUACCUCCCUCUCUGAUAGUCUGUCUGAUCUUUCAGUUUAUGGCAGCUGGAAGCUGCUGACAGUCCAGAAGGACCUGAUGGUCGUCUGCUGCUCAAGCCCUAACACACCUCCCACUCUGAGGGUGGGUUUCCUCCCCUCAGCAGGUGAGGCUGUAACCUGGCGAACCCUGCAGCAGCCCGUUGUGACCUUUGACUUCCACUGGACAGUUCUAGAUGUAACACCUCCACCAGAGGAGGACAACACACACUACUCUGGUUUAGACUUCGGGGCUGUCCUGGUUAAACCGUCCCCGGCCCUCUAUCAAGCCAAGACAGCUCUGGUCGUCUUUAUCCAUGGUGGCCCCCACUCCCAGUUCGCAGCAGAAUGGAAUUGCACCACAGCUGGACUGGCUAGACUCGGCUUCGCUGUGCUCAUGGUGAACUACCGGGGAUCCACAGGGUUCGGCCAGGACAGCAUUUUGUCCCUGAUCGGUCAGAUCGGAAGCCAGGAUGUUAAAGAUGUGCAGACGGCGGUGCUCACUGCGCUGCAGAUGGACAUCACCCUUGACCCCAAACGACUGGCUGUGAUUGGUGGUUCUCAUGGGGGUUUCCUGUCUUGUCAUCUGGUUGGUCAGUACCCAGAGUUCUACAGAGCAUGUGCGGCCAGGAACCCUGUCAUUAAUGCUGCUACUUUAUUGGGCACCAGUGACAUAGUAGACUGGCGUUACACCAGCGUGGGGCUUCAGUACUCAUAUGACCAGAUACCCACUGCUGAAGCCCUGGCUGCCAUGUUACAGAAGUCACCCAUCACACAUGCUGCUCAGAUCAAGGCUCCAGUCUUACUAAUGCUGGGGGCCAGGGACAGGCGAGUGUCUCCUCACCAGGGUCUCGAGCUCUACAAAUCACUGAAGAGCAGAGCUUCACCUGUCAGACUGUUGUGGUUUCCAGAAGACGGACAUUCUCUGUCCAGAGUGGACACACAGGCCGACUGCUUCCUCAACACAGUGCUGUGGCUGCACCAGCAUCUCUGAACACACACACACACACACACGCACACGCACACACACACACACACACACAUGCUGAGACUGAAGGAGUUCUGCUACUGCUGAACAUCCUCGUAAAAGAAGAUAAAUUAUUUCACUAUCGCAACACACUUCUGCCUUUUUAACAACAAAAAUACUUUCUGUAUGUUACAAUGUCCCCAAUUUUGUAAAAACAUUUUCAAAUCAAAGCACGUAAUAAAACAAAAUCUUACA